CGUCAGCAGUGCCACGUCAACAGUGCCACGUCAGCAGUACCACGUCAGACGCAGUGCCACAUCAACAGUGCCACGUAAGCAGCAUUGCCACAUCAGCAACAUGACGGGUCUGCCAGGCCAACUGGCCAAUGAGACCAUUGUCGCCUACAAGCAGUGUUGCCUGGCUCAGAUAGAGGCUGAGGAACAACGCCUGCUGGCAGUCGAGGCUGCCCGCAUACAAGCUGAAGAGGCAGCAGCAGCAGAGAAACUACGGCUACAGGCCGAUGCAGAAGCAGAUGCCCAGGCUCGCCGAAAGGAAGCCCAGGAUCUGCUGCAGCGGCAUGAAGCCAACAGCAUCGACAGACUCAAGUACUGGCAUUUUCAACCGAACGGCGACGACGCAACACCGGAAGAAAAGGACAAGGAGUUCCUCUCCAAACUCGUGACGCGRUUGUUGUAUGCUUGCAACUACCAAAGGUCAGAGUUGGAGAGACAGCAUCAGGAAUUGGCGACGCUCCGCCACACAGUGCAGAGCUACGAGGAUGCAAAUCGGGCACUCAAUGCCCGAUUGUUGGACCUAGAACAGGCAGUACCAGGACCAGCUGCUGGAGCUAACAGCAGUGCACCCUCAAGCCGUCAACUGGAGGACCGCGUUGACCACGUAGUGGCAAKGCUCGGCGACAUCAGCACCUUCGCUGCGCCGACCACCACCAUCAGCARKYAGCUGCAUACAUUGAAGACCGAGGUCCAGAAGCUGCAGUCGACGAACGCGGACGACAAUCCGAAGAUGUACAAGAUGCCAACUUUCAACCUGGAGAGGUUCGACGACUACACGCAGCAGGAUCCCGUCCUCUGGUGGGAAGCAUUCACAACGCAACUCAGGAUUCUGCCAGUAGCCAAGCAUGCGUACAUCGGCGCCCUGUUCCUGAACUCAAAGGGCGGAUGCCAGACCUGGUUGAGCCACCUCGCAACCUCCAACAGCGUCGACGUACCAGACUUGAAGGACGUAAUCACAUGGGAGGAACUAACACGGCUGUGGAAGAAGCGGUUCAUCGUCGACGACGCGCCGACACUCGCCAUCAACCGUUUGUUCACCAUGUCACAGGGCAACACAGCAACACGGGACUGGCUCACGGAGUCCUGUGCAGCAUUGAGCCAGGCUCUUGGUGAUCGUGAGCAGUACUCAACCUUCGCGAAGAUCAUUGACAAAGCGAGGGAGAUCAUCAAGACCAACAGGUCAGCUACACACGAGAAAUCAACAUGGCAGCCGACCUAUGUGAAAAAGGCACGAACUGGUCCGCGACAGCAGCACUUCGCUGCAGUCCAGCAGGACAGUGGAGAUAACCCAGCAGCCACUCCAGCAUCAAGUGAUGGAGAUCAGGUGGCUGUUGUCCAUCCGCGAAGCAACAACAAGUCCCGCAACAAUGGGAAGGCGAAAUCCUACUUAGGACACUAUGUGACGCCGCAAGGCAUCCGUCCGCUUGCGGACAAGAUCGAGGCCCUACGAGUAUGGCCCGAGCCCACCAACACCACGGACGUUCGUUCAUUCAUGGGGUUGGCGGGCUACUAUCAGCGAUUCAUCACCGGAUACUCCAGGAUUGCUGCACAUAUGACGAGGUUACAGUCGCCAAAGGUGUCAUUCGUAUUCGGUGACGACGCACGCCGGUCAUUCCAAGCACUUAAGACGGCUAUGCUCAUGGCACCCGUCCUUAGCAUUUAUGACCCCACCCUGCCGACACGAGUAACUACGGACGCUUCCGGCUAUGGCAUUGGGGCAGUCUUGGAACAGCACGACGGCGACGACUGGCACCCUGUGGAGUAUUUCAGCCAAAAAGUGUCUCCCAUCAACUCGCUUGAUGAUGCAAGGAAGAAGGAGCUGCUUGCAUUUGUGAUGGCUCUCAAACCCUGGCGGCACUUCCUCCUUGGGCGUCGUAGGUUCACAUGGAUCACAGACAACAAUCCAUUGACCUACUACAAGACGCAGGACACGGUGAGCAGCACGAUCGGACGAUGGAUGUACUUCAUCGACCAAUUUGACUUCACACCAAAGCAUGUCCCCGACCUCUCCAAUCGCGCAGCAGAUGCACUCUCGCGAAGAYCUGAUCUUUGCGCUAUGACACAUCAUGCCUUCGCAUUCGACGAGGAGCUUCAGCGACACUUCAUCCGGGCAUAUCGAUCUGAUCCGGACUUCGGCACGCUCUWUGCACAGCUAUCUUCGGACCACCCGCCGGCCAGCCAUUACCGCAUUGCCGACGGGUACUUGCUCCUCCACUCGAGAGGCAAGGACUUACUAURUGUCCCACGCGACCGUCGUCUUCGGACUCGCCUCCUCGGCGAGUACCAUGAUUCACGACUCGCCGGCCAUUUCGGAGUCAACCGCACUAUUGCACGACUUCGACAGCGAUUCCGAUGGCCCGACCUCAUUACCGAUGUCACUCGGUAUUGCGACUCUUGCGAAGUUUGCCGACGCAGCAAGCCCCGCAGCCGCAAUCCCUACGGCGAGUUACACCCGAUGCCUAUCCCACGGGAACCCGGUCUCUCCAUUGCCAUGGACGUCACCGGUCCGUUUCUUCGCGACCGGCUCGGGCACGACGGCAUCCUCACRGUUGUGGACCGAUUGAGAGUCCGGCACAACAAUGAAACCAAGUUCGGCUCGACACCCUCAGACAGACGGGAGGACGGAGCGGGCACAUCAAACCGCUCAAAUGAUGCUUCGUACGCUCAUCCGUCCGGACCAGAAAGAUGGGUUGACCGCCUUCCCGACAUCGAGUUCGCCUACAACACUUCGGUGCAUCCGACGAUCGGCGUGACUCCAUUCGAGUUGCACCACGGUGGACGGAAAGGCCGGAUCUUCGCCGACCUUCUCCUCCCUAGACCAACCGACAUUGACGCUGCCUGCUCUCCCUCUUCCGUCCGGAAGUACAGGGAAUUGCUGACUCAAGCCCGCACAAAUAUGCAAAAGGCUCAAGUCCGCAUGCAGCAGCAAGCCAACAGGCGUCGCGUACCAUGUCCCAUCCGCGUCGGUGAUCUAAAUUGGGUCUCCGCGGAAGAGUUUGCACUGGAAAAGGAUGUUUAACGCAAACUGCUUCCCAAGUGGUUUGGACCUUGGUCCGUGACAGAAGCCGCGUGCGAU
This is a messenger RNA of Chara braunii, 3112 nucleotides long. NCBI's taxonomy places the organism in Eukaryota, Viridiplantae, Streptophyta, Charophyceae, Charales, Characeae. The record is from the annotation of a GenBank genome assembly.